Molecule: messenger RNA, 3015 nt
Organism: Tilletiaria anomala UBC 951
Lineage: Eukaryota; Fungi; Basidiomycota; Exobasidiomycetes; Georgefischeriales; Tilletiariaceae
Exons: 4
Coding region: 1-3015 (1004 amino acids)
Biological process (GO): mRNA splicing, via spliceosome; regulation of alternative mRNA splicing, via spliceosome
Cellular component (GO): nucleoplasm
Molecular function (GO): N6-methyladenosine-containing RNA reader activity; mRNA binding
Source: RefSeq, a predicted model, not a curated record
AUGGAUGACUCUUUGUGUCUUCCGAGCGCUGGUGCUGCGCAACCCAGUUCACGUGAGGAGGAGCUGCAGGCCGGAGUCAAUUUUGGAGGUGUGGGCUACGCUCCUUACAUGUGGACCUCGCUAGACGCAGCUCACCACCACCAACAGCAGGAACAUCAUCACUAUACUGGAUAUCCGUACGCAGGCUCUCGCAUGCAAGCCGAAUCGGCGUUUGGCAACGCCUCCGCUGGCAUGUUCUCGUACCACCAAUACCCUGUGUCUCCACUGAUCAGCGGGGCUGGCACAAAUGGAGGCGUAGGAGGCGGAGCAGCACAACGGCAAGGCUCCCAUGGUUCUGCGGGAGCCAUGCAAGAGACAUACUACGACGUCUAUGGGCGUCUGGCCGGAGCUACACACGCUGCCGCUCCGGAUCAAGCAGUUGGCGCGCCAUUUGUCGGGUACAUGUACGGCUAUCCAUUCCAGCCUGGGAUGCCCGGGGUAGGGUACGAAGGAACGGCGGAAAGCCUGAACAGCGUGCAGGAUGAUGGAUCAGCGUCACAGCAACAGGCAGCAGGCGGUGCUGCAAGAUGCUCCACUUCCUCUCGGGAGGGCAUGGAGGCUCCUGCCUAUUUCCAGUACAGCGCAUACGCACCGGGCUACGACGGGUUACCAGUAGCGCCGCCAGGGUUUCUCGUACACGCACCCGGCCUCGCCGCCGCGGCGGCAGCAGCAGCCAGAGGAGCCCCAGGCAUGCCGUGCAUGGCCGCUAGCGCGUUUCACGUGCAUACGCCGAAUGGGUUCGGCAUGGGCACCGUUGGCUUUGCGCCCGGCGCCAUGGGCAGCGUCCUUGCGCGUCCGCCGCCCCGUCAGCUGUGGGGGACUGGUAGGGGUAGAGGUCAAAGUUCUACUUCGAGAGGCGGUCCGAACUUGGGCUCGUUGCACAGUCUACGCAUGCGACCUCGCCAAUCCUCCGCCACUUCCGCCUCGGGCAACAAGCCGAUCACAGACCCGGCAAGCAGCCCAAUUGACAGUCCUCCGACGAUCGCCGAAGGCGUCCAGCCGCUCUCAACAUCAACCUCCUCCUCGUCACAACACUCACCGUUGCAUGCGCCGCACCUUUCGGGAAUGCCAGCUGAGUCUGCUGCGAUCGCCCCGCAUCUUCCUCGUCCGCCGAGCCGGCUACAAGACCCCAACUCGCAGCCGCAGCGAUCGGACCACGUCAUGUGGGUCGGCAACAUUCCCACCGACGCCACGAUCCCGGAGCUGUGGCAAUUCUUCGGUCGCCUGCCACCGGCUGAGAGCGGUACAACUCCACCAGCAAAGCCCGCUGGUCUGCCCGCGGCGCUGCCGCAGCAAGCCGCCAUCGCCGGCGCAGAGGUCGCCGACCCAGGUGCCGCCGCGCCUCCGCAUGGCAUUCUCUCCAUCUUCAUCAUCUCGCGCUCGAACUGCGCAUUCGUCAACUACAAGGAUGCUGAGGUGCUGCAGCGCGCCGUGGCCUUCUUCGCUGGCCAGGCGCUGCGGCCUUUGGAUCCGCACUGUCCGCGGCUCGUCUGCCGCGUACGCAGGAAAGACGAGGAGGUGCAGGCGGGUGUUGCUGGGCAGCGUGGGAAGGGGUUUCAUAUCGCAUAUAUCAAGGAGCACGAGAAGAGGCGUAAGGAAGAUGUCCGGCUAGGACAAGGGCAAGGGACAGCUGCUGGGGAAAACACAGCCAUUGAAGUAACCCUGGCCGGGUCCGUGACCAGUCUGAACUUAGAGGAUUCGAAUAUGAAGCGGAGCGAGCCAGGUAGCCCAAGGUCCGAGUCGACGGGCGGGACGCCUCGCCAGCUUCCGGCAGAUGCACGGCUGCCAGGUGUGUCACAGGCUGAGCCACCGGCUCUCGCUUACGACGGGUCGUCCGGAUCUCCAAGCGUUUCCAGCGGGUCCCUAUCGUAUACUUCAACUAACUCGUCGCUGCUUCGUCAUCCGGCAUUCAAGGAGCGCUUUUUUGUCCUCAAAAGCCAUCAAGUCGAAGAACUACAGCGCUCCGUCGAGAAAGGCAUUUGGGCGACACAGCUGCACAACGAGGACGUGCUCGACCGAGCUUUCCGUAACAGCCAAUCCGUCUAUCUCUUCUUCAGCGCCAACCAAUCCGGAGGCUGGUUUGGCGUCGCACGCAUGAUGGGUCCCAUCAAGCCUCACCCAUCCACCCCGAAGCUUGAGCACAGUCCGUUGAUGAGCAAGCGCGGAGGGCAUCCGAAUCGCCCCAAGACGAUCUUCGAAGAAGGUACCGACGCGCAAGGCGAUCAGAUCAAGUCUCGCUUCGCUCCCACCAGCUUUCUUAGCGCGCUUGGUGAUCGCACCAGCUCAGAACUGCAGCCGAUUGCAUCGCCGAACGACAUCACUAAGCUCAAUGAGGAGGAGAUGCCGCUCAGCUGGGCUCCUGGUGCAGGAGGCUCUUCAGCUUCCACAUCGGUACCAGAGAGCAAUAGGCGCUUGCUGUCACCGGAUGUCGGCGGCAUUUCCUGCAAGGACAUGCUCGGCGAGCAGCUGCCAGGCAGUGAGUGCGGGAGCAUCAGCGGGGGAUCGAUCUACCCUGCCGACUCCGUCUCGAUGGCCAGCACAGCGCGCGAUCUGCAGCAGCUGGCCGUACGCGCUCUCAUCCACAACCUUCGUCUCGACGAGCGCGAGAGCUCACAGAAAGCCUCGGAGCUGGAGUACAUGCUCGAAGCAGGCGCGGAGGGCCUGCCAAGUCGGCCUGCACAAGCGAUCGGAAGGCCGUUCAAGGUGGAAUGGAUUCAAGUCAGGCAUGUUCCCUUCUACGUCACGCGCAAGCUGCGCAACCCUUGGCGCGACAACCGUCAAGUCAAGGUUUCCCGUGAUGGCACAGAGCUGGAACCAUCCGUAGGGCGCGAAAUGCUCGAGAUUUUCGACAAGUUCGAGGAUCGCGAAAAGACGGCUGCGGCGACCAGCGGAGACCGGAAUACGAGCCCUGAGCAAGAUCAGGAGGAUGAAGAAAAUUCAAGAAACUGCCUACUACCAGGUGUAUACCACAUGUGA